This is a messenger RNA of Cynoglossus semilaevis (tongue sole), 4857 nucleotides long. RefSeq names its product vang-like protein 2. The coding region runs from base 382 to 1968 and encodes 528 amino acids. Gene Ontology annotation, biological process: multicellular organism development. Gene Ontology annotation, cellular component: membrane. Lineage: Eukaryota; Metazoa; Chordata; Actinopteri; Pleuronectiformes; Cynoglossidae. The record is from RefSeq and is a predicted model, not a curated record. The transcript has 12 exons.
ACGGGCGAUAGAAAACAUACUUUACUAUCAAUUCAUGCACGUAAAACUACAGAAAAUAUGAGAAAAAGUUGAGUUUUACUGAAUUGUUAACGCGUGCGCACACGGAGUCUGGAGAAAGUAGAGGAUUGGACGCAUUUCGGACCAGGCUGUAAUUGUUGGAGACUCGGUUCUUUGUGUCGCCGCUGAGCGAUUUUAUCGUGUGAAUAAAAGGCCUCCAAGAUAGAUUCCCUCAAGACUACAGUGGACCUGCUGCGCCUCCCUCUGACCCUCUCCUCCAAAUCCAUCAGCGAUCGCAAGAGCCAUCUGGGCGUGGUCUGGGAGAAAGGUGGCGGCUCUGGAGUGAGAAGGGCUCGGACACUCCACCCACCACCAGCCUCUGACAUGGACAACGAGUCGGUAUACUCGGCGUACUCCUACAAGUCGUCUCAGUCCCGUACGUCCCGCAAGUACAGAGAGAGGAGGGACAAGCUCCGCCCCAAGAGUCGCAACAGUAGCAUCCGUGGAGAUAAAUCAGUCAGCAUCCAGGCUCCAGGGGAACCGCUGCUGGAUGCAGAGUACUCCCGAGGAGAUGACAGGGACGACAACUGGGGCGAGACCACCACAGUGGUCACUGGCACCUCCGUGGACAGCAUUUCCAACGAGGACCUGACGCGGCUCUCUAAGGACCUGGAUGAACCGUCACCACUGGCAUGUCGCCGUUACCUCGGUGUAGCAUUGAGCGCCACCCUGGGGCUCUUCGCUCUGGUUACCCCGCUGGCCUUUCUGGCCCUGCCACAGCUGUUGUGGCGGGAUAAACUGGACCCCUGCGGUACUCCUUGUGAGGGCCUCUACAUUUCUCUGUCGUUUAAACUCCUGAUCCUCUUCAUCUCUACCUGGGCGCUAUUCCUCCGCCCGCCCAGAGCCACUCUACCACGUUUCUUCAUCUUCCGCUGCCUACUCCUGGCGCUGGUCUUUCUUUUUGUGGCGUCCUACUGGCUCUUCUACGGUGUGCGGGUGCUGGACCCCAAAGAGACAGACUACAGGGGAAUUGUGGGAUAUGCAGCAUCUCUGGUGGACGCUCUGCUGUUCAUCCAGUACCUGGCCCUGGUGCUGCUGGAGAUCAGACACCUGCAACCAGCUUUCAGUCUGAAGGUUGUGAGGACAACAGAUGGAGCUUGUCACUUCUACAACGUGGGACCUCUAAGUAUUCAACGUGCAGCAGCCUGGGUUUUGGACCAGUACUACAGCGACUUCCCGGUUCACAACCCAUCCCUACUUAACCUGCCCAAGUCCAUCCUCACCAGAAAGAUGUCAGCCUUUAAGGUCUACAACCUAGAAGAAGAAAACAGCACCAGCCCAUCUACUGGUCAGUCCAGGGCAGUGAUUGCUGCCAAUGUUCGAAAGAGAGACAACUCGUACAGUGAGUACUACUAUGAGGAGGUGGAGGUGGAGCGGAGGAUCCGCAAACGCAAGGCCAGACUCGUGGUGGCCGUAGAGGAAGCCUUCACCCACAUCAAGCGACACCAAGAGGACCCCGCGGCUGCAGCGUCCUCAGCUAAACAACCGCGGGAGGUGAUGGAGCCGAGGGAGGCGGCUCAGGCCAUCUUUGCUCCAAUGGCUCGGGCCAUGCAGAAAUACCUGCGAGCCACCAGACAACAGAGCUACCACAGCAUGGAGAAUAUUAUCAACCACCUGCAGUUCUGCAUCACCCACAACAUGACGCCCAAGGCUUUUCUGGAGUGUUACCUCAAGCCUGGUCCCACCAUCCAGUACCAUGACAGCAGCAGCCGGGGGCGCCAGUGGACAUUAGUGAGUGAGGAACCUGUGACGGCGCUUCUCCGUCAGGGCGUGGUCUUCUCUCUGAAACGGCAAGACUUUUCUCUGGUCGUCAUGGUGACUGAUCUUCCCUUCCUGCAUCUGUCCGAGGAGUUUGUUGACCCCAAGAGUCACAAGUUUGUUAUGAAACUGCAGUCAGAGACAUCUGUGUAGGGGGUAUAGAUGAGGAGGAGGAAGUCAGACUAUGGAGGAGCAGAUUUUUCUUUCAAUUCUGACUGUUUUCUUUUUAUAUAUUUUUUUUUAUUAAUGUUGAAUUUUUGAGUGUUUUUCUUACAGAAAGAAUUGUUUGGUUUAGUCACAAAUAAAAACAGGUGUUAAACACACACAUCUAUCUGCUGUUAUUUGUUUUAGUGUUCUCGCAAAACACUGAGAACUCUGAAGUGAUCAUGAUUAAUCAUUCUUAUUCACAAUGAAUCAUUCAUUAGUUAGUCCCAAGCUAACCUGUAAUUAAUCAGAUGUAAAACGUUGGAGAACCACUGCUAUAAAACUCGAUAAAUACUGUCAUAGUUAUAAUGUUCUGUUCAAUGGUUACGAGGGGGUGAUAGUUACGGGAGGUGGGGGGAAGUGCGUGUGUGGGUGUGCGACCGAGAGGUGAAGCUGGGGUGAGAGCAAGAGAGGAGUUGUUACGAGUUUCUGCAAUUGUUAUCUUCAAUAAAAGUUCUUCCAAGUACAGAGUCAUUGGACUGGUCUGUCACUGGGGUGGUAGAGUAGCAUAAACACUCCCAGCUGACUGGGAGUUUUCUUUCAUUUCUUCCCCUUUUGUGGCGGUAAAUCACAUGUACACAUGUCAUGUGCUAAAUAAAGAACUUAAACUGUGUUUCUUUUUCCUCCUGAUAAAAUUCAUGACACAAAAGUGACUGUGAACCCAGGGCCAUGUACUUUAUCCACCUCAACCACUUCCCCUGUUCACCCUGACCACCGACGUACAGUAAACAAAAGAGUACAUUCAUAGCUUAUAGAUAGCCUGCUUUUCACCCAACAAUAGUCCAUCAGCUUGCUCUAUCGGCUAGAAAAAUGGCCACUGUUUAGUCAUUUUGCCUGAGUUUUUAAGUUGUCCUUAUUGCUAAUAUUUAACAAACAAUUAUAACAAGUCACUAUUUUGUAUUUAGCAAUUUCUUGGUUUCAUUUAAACUACCAUCCAGCCUCCUUCUGAGCUUCAUUUAAGCUACCUUCUUGGCUAAGUUCAGCUACUGUGUACGCCUGGCUUCCUCACUUAUAUGUACCUUAGUUAUUUUUAACAAUGUACUGUACUGGCUAAGUUUUAUCAAUAACCUGGCUUACUUUUAGCCAUACCUUGGCUACCUUUAAGUAAUCAUGGCUCCUCCAAACAAUCUUCUUGGGUCAUCAAAACAUCAAAAAACAUAGAUAUAAACAAAUAUUGAUAAUAUAAAAUAAUAAUAAUUAAGAAAACAUUUUAUAUUGCAUAUUCGUAUUUCGAACAUGAAAUAACAAAAAACAAAAUAAAACAUAACAUAUGCAACUAUUAUUAAAAUACAUAAAUAAUUAAAUAUAAUAUUAUAUUUAAUUAUGUGAAAAAAAAAUGUGAAAAAAAAAAGGAAAUGACAUCAUGGGUCUGACAAAAAGACUCAUGAUAAAGAAUAAGGAAGUUUCCAGAAAAACGUCCAUCAUUGUCUUUACAGCACUCUGCCUCAUUAUGAGACUUUAUGCCACUCUUUUGCUAAUUCUCAAGGUGGCUCUUGCUCAAACAACCCUUGAGGUCAUUGGCUUCGUUGGACAAAGUGUCACCUUGCCCUCCAGAGCGGACGUGACAUUGUCUUACUCUUUUAUCGAGUGAUCAAUUUUCACCAACAAAACAUUUUUGGCGACCUUCCGCAAUGGAAACAAGAACAUAGUGGAUUUAUACAAAUCAAGGCUUAGGUUUAACACAACGACAGGGAACCUAGAAAUACUGAAUUUAUCCCAAGCCGAUGCCAUGGAAUACACUGUGAGUUUUAAAACUGCCAGCUUAAGAACAACAAACAAGAUCCUGCUCAGAGUCCACAAGCCCCUUAAGAAACCAACGAUUAAGAUGCACAGCUUCUCACCUGACCUUUGGGUGAUGCUGCUCUGCUCCUCUGAAAAUGAAGGUGUUUCCUACUCCUGGCAGAUGACACCUUCCUCCAGCUCCUUGCAGUCUCCCAACAACUCCCAGGUGUUUGCCACGAUCCUGAACAGCACAGUGGGCCACGUGGAGUUCACCUGCACCUGCAGCAGGGGCAGGCAAACCGUGUCAACCACUGUCCCUCUUGUUGCAGAUGGAACUCUCCUGCUACUGCGGAAGUCUGAGCGACUGCCUAGAAUUUGUAUUGUCUCAGUUUGUUUCGGUUUAGCUCUGACAGCUGUAUUCCUAAUAAUAUAUGGCAAAAGGUGAGCGGAAACUCAAAAGACAAGCAAGUUUGGUUCAGCUUUCUGUGGACAUUGGUCCAGAGGUAGAGUACACUUUACUCAACAAAAAACCUAUGGUAACAUAGUCGUGCAGUUCCCUCUUUCUCCCACCAUCUUCAAAAGGCCUCAUUUUUGCAUUGGUACAAUCCCGUCUUCAUCAAAACUAAUAUGUAACAUUUUACUGUAAAAAUUGUACCCCAAGGUCAAAAAGGUUUAAAACCCCCACAUUAAUGGAUAUUGCUAAAAAGUAAAACAAUUGUUUAUUGUGAAAAGAAUAACAAAAGAGAAAUGGUGGGAAAAAAGAAGCAACGCACUAACAGUUUUUUUUUUUUUAUUAGGAACCCUAAAGUGGCGCUUUGGCCCAAAGGCAAUGUCUCUGUCAUUGGUGUAGAACCCCAGGGCUCACCUCCAUUGAAUCCCAGUUAAGGCGGUUGGUACCUUCCAGUGGACUCACCACCUGCAGGAAGGUUUGGGGGGGUUGGUACGGUGCAAUGUGAUUUGGGUGGAGACUGCUGCCCCUGCGACCCGGUAACGGAUAAGCGGAUGAAAAUGGAUGGAUGGAUGGAGGAACCCUAAAAUUAAGCCAACAACCAAAACAAUGAAUGAUGUUUCUCCCACAUCUGACAACCACGAAUAAAGUUUAUUUUUUCUACUCUU